AUGAUAUCGACCUCGCCAUCACAAGUCGAAAACUUUUACCCCGGUAGCAGGAUCAACAUCGUCGAUAACGAGAAAAGCACAGCCAAAAUAACCACAGCGAUAGCUAGUUCUGCAGAGCACUCGAGUCUCGACGACAAUCAUGACGCGAAACGGCCAUUCCACGACUGGUUCCAUUGGCAUGAGCCAGGGACCUCGAAAGAAGAGAAAGUGCUCAUCUUCAAGAUCGACUGGUCCCUCCUCAGCUUCAGCUGUCUGUCCUUCUUCAUCAAACAACUGGACGGGAACAAUGUUUCGAACGCCUACGUCUCCGGCAUGAAGGGGGACCUGGGGUUCGGGCCGGGAAACGAACUGAGCUGGAUGAACACGUAUUUCAACAUUGGGACUAUCAUUGGCGGACCGUGCUCGAAUAUGAUGCUCACUAUUGUCCGGCCUCGAUACUGGCUACCCGGCUACCCGGGUGCUUGCUGCUAUGGUCCUUCUUCGUGCUCUUCGCAUACAAAGCGAACACGGCAUCGCAGCUGUACGGCCUGCGGUUCAGCGUCGGCCUCUUCGAGUCUGCAGCCUGGCCGGGCAUCCAAUACGUGCUUGGGUGCUGGUACCGGAAGUCGGAAAUGGCGCGGCGAAGUGGCCUCUUCGUCAUCGGCGUGGCGAUGGCUAUUCAACUUCGACUUCCUCCUGGCAGUUCCCGUGGUCAUAUACCGCUUCUUCUUCCUCCCGGACACACCCUACACGACAAAGGCCUUCUACCUGAACGAGUGGGAAAGGGAGCGCGCUCGACAGCGCAUCGAAAAAGAAGGCCGCAGCCCCAAGGGCCGAUUCAGCCUGGCGGUAUUCAAACAUAUCCUGGUCUCGUGGCAGCUAUACGCAUUCGCCAUCGCCUACAGCCUCUGGACGCUAACAUGCGGAAACUACGUGAUGCAGUACUUUGGCAUCUGGCUGAAAUCGGAAGGGAAAUACUCCAUCCCAUAG
This is a messenger RNA of Monascus purpureus, 969 nucleotides long. NCBI's taxonomy places the organism in Eukaryota, Fungi, Ascomycota, Eurotiomycetes, Eurotiales, Aspergillaceae. The record is from the annotation of a GenBank genome assembly.